Molecule: messenger RNA, 2535 nt
Organism: Ruditapes philippinarum (Manila clam)
Lineage: Eukaryota; Metazoa; Mollusca; Bivalvia; Venerida; Veneridae
Product: mitotic spindle assembly checkpoint protein MAD1-like
Exons: 17
Coding region: 205-2418 (737 amino acids)
Biological process (GO): attachment of mitotic spindle microtubules to kinetochore; mitotic spindle assembly checkpoint signaling
Cellular component (GO): nuclear envelope; mitotic spindle; kinetochore
Source: RefSeq, a predicted model, not a curated record
UUUUGCCAUUAACUUCCGGUCUAAACAACAAUAACAACAAGGAGUGUGGGUUUCUGUUUAAAAGUGAUAAACCUGUCUUUAUCUGUCUUUCAACCAUUGUCAUCCACUGUAAGAUAAAUGUUUUACUCGAUUUGAUUGUCAGAUUUAAGUCGUAAGGUUUUUAGACCUCAGUGGAGUUCCUUUAAUGAAGGACCGAUUGUGACAAUGGCAUUUUUUGAUGAGAAUACAAGCGUGGUUCGUAUGAAGAGAGACUUUGAUCAGUUUGUUCAGGAUCACGAUGAGAGCAGAGGAGUGGGAAUAUUCAGUUUAGAUAAAUUAAACAAUGAAAGUUACAAAAACAGGUCUGGUGAUAGUGGAUCUGUAUCUGUACAGGCCCUUCUUGAGAAAGAGAAGAAUUUCAAGAUUCAAGAAGCAGAAUGUAUAGCUGCAAGGAGUGAAAUUACUCGACUUCAGUCUAAGAUAGCAUCUCUAGAAACAUCAAAUAAGAGAGCUAGGAUUGAAUAUGAACAGCAAGUGGAAGAAGUCAAGUGUGAAAAAUCUCAUGAAAGUCAGAGAUUGUCAGAUGUGAUGUCAAAGAUAAAGAUUUUGAAAGAUCGAGAGGUCCAGAUGAAUGAGACUUUGACAGAGUGCCAGAAAGAGUCGGAGAGACAGAGGAAGAAGUAUGAGGAACAGAUUCUGUCGUUACAAAAAGAGAGAAUACAACUCUCUGAUGAAAUACUCCAGGAGAAGGAACAGAGCAGGGAGAAGAUUACACAGUUGAAGAGAGACAUGAUGAGGAAUGAAACUGAGCUGAAAAUAUGCUCGUGUGAGCUGGAGGAGACUAAAGCUCAGCUUAAACUUCAGCUUCAAAGAUCAUCAGAGAUCAGCAACCAAAUGAAAGACUUUGAAGAAUUGAGAUUAAAAUACACCCAAGCAGAGCAGAAAAUAAAGGAUUUAGAGUUACAGAUAUCACGAAUGGAGGAGGACCAUUUAGUUGGUAAAGCCAUGAAAAGCCAGGUUUCAACAUUUUUUGAAAUGGAGAAAGAAAAUAGAAAACUGCUUGAUGAGAACCAAUAUUUAAGAGAUAUUCAAGAGAAUAAUAUACUUCUAAAGGAGCAACAUGAUUCAAUGAAGAAGAAAUUAGAGAGAAUGGAAGAUAAACUCAUCAACUACAAUAAAUUAGUUGAGGAAAAUGGGGUUAUGAAGUCUAAACUAAGUCAAUGGGAGAAUUCUGACAAGUCAGGUCAUAAAAUCAGGUCACCUGCAGAUUUGUCAAAGAGAGUGACCGAACUUCAAAAUGCCGAGGUCCUCAUGUUGUCAAGACAGGGAGAGUUACAGACAAGCUUACAUUUAAAGGAGAAUAGUUUACAAAGUUUACAAGAUCAAGUGAACGUGCUACAACAACAAGUUGUUACAGAGAAAACUAACCAUCAACAGAAGGAGGAGCUUAUCAAAAGAUUGAAAAGAAAACUUCUCUUGGUGACAAAGGAAAGAGAUGGAUAUAAACGUAUCAUAGACUCAUACGAGAGUGAGGUUACGGUAUCUAUGGACAUGGUUGGUUCAUCUGGUCGGGUUCAACAUCUCGAGGAAAGUGUUCAGGGAUAUAAGAAGCAGACGGAAUUUCUUGAUGCCGAGUUAAACAGAGUUAACGAAGAGCUUACAUUAGCUAAACUGCAUGCCAAACAAGUUGAGUUGAGACUGUCACAGGUACAGCAGGCAAGUCACAAUGGAAUGUCAUCUUCACAGGGUGACCAGCAAACCGCUAUUCAUCUCAGGGAAAGAAUAGCUAACUUGGAGAAGGCCCUGGAGAAAUGUGAGCAAGAAAAAUACACAUUAGAGUGUAGGAUUGAACAAAGACAUUUACAGGGUGAUUAUGAUCCAACAAAGUUGAAAGUAUUACACUUUAAGAUGAAUCCUGUUGAUCAAGCUAUAGAGCUGCGUAAAGAGGAAGUUUCCAAGUUGAAGGCCGAGAAUGAAAGAUUAAAACAGAGGAUCGCAAUUUUAGAGGAAAACGAAGGCCGUAUAGAAGACCUCACUGUAGCAGUAGAACAAAAAUUGAAGGAGCCUGGAUCUAGUAAAGAUAUUGAAGAAAUGCGUUCACAGUUGACAACAGCCGAGUUAAAGAAUAAACGUUUAAUGGAGGCAUUUAAGAAGACAAGCCAGGAAGUGCGAGAAGUAUGCUAUCAGCUGACGGGAUAUAAAAUAGAUAUACCAACGUCUAACCAGUACAGACUUACCAGCAUGUAUGCUGAAACUGUCAAUGACUUCUUAUUGUUUCAGCAAAACACAAGUGGUACUAUAGAGAUGCUGGGUAAUAGUUUCUCAUCAACGAUGCAAGAUCUCAUUGACAUGUACCUAAUACGUCAAAACAGUAUACCAGCAUUCCUCAGUGCCGUCACGCUCGACUUGUUUUCACGACAAACCAUGAACUUUGGUUGAUCGGUGUCAUGUUUAUGUUAACAGUGAACAUAAUUGGUGAACAUAUUCUUGAUAAAUUGUGAAGUUACUCAUAUCAAGUGUUGCUGAAGGAAGAUGCUACAAGUAUAUGUUUAUGUG